This is a messenger RNA of Vespula pensylvanica (western yellowjacket), 1488 nucleotides long. RefSeq names its product hyaluronidase A. Gene Ontology annotation, molecular function: hyalurononglucosaminidase activity. Bases 230 to 1303 code for a protein of 357 amino acids. Lineage: Eukaryota; Metazoa; Arthropoda; Insecta; Hymenoptera; Vespidae. Gene Ontology annotation, biological process: defense response; carbohydrate metabolic process; hyaluronan catabolic process. The record is from RefSeq and is a predicted model, not a curated record. The transcript is spliced from 5 exons.
GGUGUACUAUCGUCGUUAACGUUUUUCUAUACACGAGAACGCAGUACGGGAGCAUCGCAAGGAUCGAUCGAUCAUAGUGUGACUCACUCGACGUGGAAUUAAAUAGAGGAAAAAAAAAAGAGAAAAGAGAGAGAGAGAGAUAAAGUUCCUUUAGAAUUGAUAACACAUAUGAGAGUCUCGUUAGUGAACGGACAAUUAUCAGUAUCAGCACGAUUGUCCUUGCUAAAUCAUGCUCCUAGUGACCCUUUUUCUUUUUUUUCUUCAUCCCUUAGUGAACGGCGACUCUUGCGGGUCGAAUUGCGAAAAAACCGAGAGACCGAAAAGAGUCUUCAACAUUUAUUGGAACGUUCCUACUUUUAUGUGUCACCAAUACGACUUGUACUUCGACGAGGUGACAAAUUUUAAUAUAAAACGUAAUUCUAAGGACGAUUUCCAGGGAGAUAAAAUUGCAAUUUUUUAUGAUCCUGGAGAAUUCCCGGCUUUGUUGUCACUCAAAGAUGGCAAAUAUAAGAAAAGAAACGGAGGAGUACCUCAAGAAGGUAACAUCACGAUACAUCUUCAAAAAUUUAUCGAAAAUUUGGAUAAAACGUAUCCAAAUAGAAACUUCAGUGGUAUCGGUGUGAUCGAUUUUGAAAGAUGGAGGCCAAUCUUUCGACAAAAUUGGGGCAAUAUGAAAAUACAUAAGAAUUUUUCGAUAGAUUUAGUUCGCAAUGAACAUCCAACCUGGAAUAAAAAGAUGAUCGAAUUGGAGGCAUCUAAGAGGUUCGAAAAAUAUGCCAGAUUUUUUAUGGAAGAAACUUUAAAAUUGGCCAAAAAAACUAGGAAGCAGGCUGAUUGGGGUUAUUACGGAUAUCCCUAUUGCUUUAAUAUGUCGCCUAAUAAUCUCGUCCCGGAAUGUGACGUUACAGCGAUGCACGAGAACGACAAGAUGUCGUGGCUGUUCAAUAAUCAAAAUGUACUUCUACCAUCCGUCUACGUUAGACAAGAGUUAACCCCGGAUCAAAGAAUUGGUUUAGUACAAGGAAGAGUGAAGGAAGCUGUUAGGAUCUCGAAUAAUUUGAAACAUUCACCGAAAGUGCUCUCUUAUUGGUGGUACGUGUAUCAGGACGAAACGAACACUUAUCUUACCGAGACCGACGUGAAAAAAACUUUCCAAGAGAUAGUGAAUAACGGUGGGGAUGGUAUCAUUAUAUGGGGUAGCUCGUCCGACGUAAACAGCUUAAGUAAAUGUAAGAGAUUGCAGGACUAUUUGUUGACGGUUUUGGGACCAAUCGCGGUUAACGUGACAGAAGCCGUCAACUAAAGAUUACCCCUAAACUUUUAGUAGAAUCUAUAAUCUCUUGUCGAUGGUGAUCGGUGCAUUCAGUGAUCUGCUUUGUGAAUACUACUGGUACUACAACGAUACCAUCACAUUGAAAAGACUUUUCACAAAAACAAAAACAAAAAUAGAAAACUAUAAUUUAUAAGUCUGCAACAUUAUCUACCAAA